CUGCUCGUGGUCUGAGCACAAUGGAUCAAGUUACCUCACCGGCACAGACGGAAGCGGUCCGAGCUGUUCAACUUCUACGCUGGGUGAAAAACAUACUGUCAAUUGUAGGCCUUUGGCCGCUUGAUAUCAACGAUAGGCGGUUUGUCUUCAGCCUGAUCUGCAUGGUGGUUCACAUAAGUUCGGAAUACGCCGACUUGUUCCAUUUUAUCGGCAGUCUUGAACACGUCGUGACCAAUCUCACAGAGACAAUAGCAUUCAUGGUGGCCACGUCCCAACUGGCAUUUCUCCGUAUAAACAGUCGGGAGUUCAGAGAAGUGAUCUGCACGGUUCAGGACAACUUUCAGAAGGAAAAUCACCAAAGUUCUAAGGAGAGAAGAAUUCUCGCGAAAUACCAUGAUAAAGCUAGGAUGAUCAUUCAGCUCAUGGCGUUAGUGCAAAUUUCCUCCGCUGCCAUCUGCUAUCUCGCACCCAUUACUAACAUCCUAAUCACAAUGAAUAGGAAUGGAACGUCAGAGUUGAAUCUUCCGUAUUACUCACGUACUUUCUACGACCUGUCAAAAAUCCAUUCAUACGUAUUGACGUAUGCUGCUCAGUUUCCCUUCACCGUUGUCAUGUCUGUGGGCCUGAUCGGUCCCGAAUAUCUGAUAGUAUUCCUGAUACUUCAUGUCUGCGGCCACUUGUCAAGCUUGGUGGAACGCAUCAACAACAUUCGUACGAACUGUCAAGUAUGUCAUCAGGAAAUAGAGGAACUUGUGAGGAGACACAUUCGGCUGAUAUGGACGGCGAUGACUUUGAAGAAGGCCUGCAGCGUUCUCUUAUUGACACAACUCAUCGGAGGAAUGCUUAACAUAUGUUUCGUGUCCUACCACGUUUUAUUGAAUGCUGCGGAAGGACAAACAUCUAGUUUUAUCAGUUUUACGGUGUACAUACUGUGCACGAUGUCCUUCGUAUUCAUCAACUGCUACGUUGGCGAGAGUCUUAUUCAAGAGAGUGACAGAGUACAUCAAUCAUUCAGCGAGUGUCGAUGGUACGAAAUGUCAACCAAGCAUGCGACAUGGAUGGUAAUAUGCAUGGCCAGAGCGCAGCAGCCACUUGUAAUGACAGCUGGGAACCUCUACACGUUCUCUUUCGCCAGCUUUAUGGAAAUAAUCAAAACAUCAAUGGCAUAUCUGUCAGUGCUGAGGACCCUCAUCUGA
Diprion similis is the source of this 1196-nucleotide messenger RNA. Its product is annotated as odorant receptor 49a-like. Gene Ontology annotation, biological process: detection of chemical stimulus involved in sensory perception of smell; sensory perception of smell. Bases 21 to 1196 code for a protein of 391 amino acids. The record is from RefSeq and is a predicted model, not a curated record. Lineage: Eukaryota; Metazoa; Arthropoda; Insecta; Hymenoptera; Diprionidae. Gene Ontology annotation, molecular function: odorant binding; olfactory receptor activity. Gene Ontology annotation, cellular component: plasma membrane. The transcript has 7 exons.